This is a messenger RNA of Pelobates fuscus (common spadefoot toad), 931 nucleotides long. RefSeq names its product chromosome 3 C17orf49 homolog (gene BACC1). NCBI's taxonomy places the organism in Eukaryota, Metazoa, Chordata, Amphibia, Anura, Pelobatidae. The transcript has 6 exons. Bases 121 to 720 code for a protein of 199 amino acids. Gene Ontology annotation, cellular component: NURF complex; MLL1 complex. The record is from RefSeq and is a predicted model, not a curated record.
AUAGGCAGCGAAGGGGGCGUGUAAUCGUACGCUCAGAGGGCGGCUCACCGAGAGCUGCGAGUUCGCCGGCGGAAGAGGAUUUUCGGCUCACAUAGCUACCGAGCCGCUGAGCCUGGCGCCAUGACGUCAGCAUCCACCAAGGUCGGGGAGAUCUUCUCAGCUGCUGGAGCUGCUUUUACAAAACUGGGAGAAUUGACCAUGCAGCUUCACCCAGUGACCGACUCCUCCCCAGCAGGGGCUCGCUGGACAGACACAGAGAUUCAGAUGUUACAUGCGGCUGUCAGACGCUUCGGGGAAGACUUAAAUCAGAUCAGCUCAGUUAUCAAGGAAAGGACAGUUGCUCAAAUCAAGUUUGCUGUGAAGCGAAAGAUUUAUGAUGAUAGCGGAGUUCCUUUAUCUAGCGAGUCCCCGAGGAAGCUAAUAAAGAAGGUGGUCCCUGUGUCUUCUUCUGUCCCAGCUGUCAUCGCAGUCUCUGCACCGCAGGUUGUAAGUGGCACAACUCUUCCUGAAGGAUCACAGGGUGCCUUGAAAAAGCGCAAGUCAUCUGCAGAUGUAACUCUUAGUGCUCUUAAUGACUCAGACGCCAACAGUGACCUCGUGGAUAUCGAAGGGUUGGGAGACCGGAGCACCGUGAAAAAACUAAACUUUGACCAGGAUAAUCUAAAUUUGGACUCCAGUUUCAUAAUGAACUCCAGUGACCUUCCUCUCUUAUCUCGUUGAUGCAUUGCGACUUGUGACCCCUUGUGUACAUAGACCUUCGACCAACCCCUGUAAGCUCAUGUAGCAUUCGUGUUCCGGUUUUAAGCCUGGAGAUACCUGCAAAUGACUUGUAGAAGGACAAAGACUUUGUGACCAGCAAUUACAUGAUGGACCUUAUAGACAAUACUUUUCAUCUUUUUUAAAUAAAACAUUAAAGUGUUGGAACAAAACA